AUGGGAAAAAUAAAGAAAGUCUAUGAUAAUAUCGAGGUGAAGAAUCAUUUUAAAAGCCAUGCUUGGAUCACUGUUUCACAGUCCUUUGAUCUCAAAGAGCUUCUCAAAGACUUAAUUCAACAACUCUUUAAUGAAGUCAAGAAGCUGGCACCUCAAAUAUUGGAAUCCAUGGACAACAAUAAUCUGAAGGCACAACUCAAGGAUUUCCUCCAACCUAGAAGGAAACCGGAUCCUCAAAGAUUGGAAGCCAUAGACAACAAUAACCUGAAGGCACAACUCAAGGACUUCCUCCAACAAAGAAGGUACGUGAUUGUUCUCGAUGAUGUGUGGAGUAUAAAUGCAUGGGAUGCCUUAAAAUAUGCAUUGCCUGAUAACAAUUGUGGCAGUCGAAUACUGCUCAUAACACGCAUUGGUAGUGUAGCUUCAACCUCUAGCAUAGAAUCCCAUGGUAACAUCUAUGCUAUGAAGGCAUUGUCGCCAAAAGAGUCUUGGAUUCUAUUUUGUUGGAAGACCUUCCAAGAAAAAUACUGCCCUCCACAUUUAGAGGAACUUUCACAAAGUAUCUUGGAAAAAUGUGUGGGCUUGCCCCUUGCAAUUGUGGCAAUUGGUGGUGUUUUGGCUACCAAAGACAAGAAUAGAAUGGAUGAAUGGGAAAUGGUUAUGCGCAGCCUUGGUGCAGAAUUGGAAGGAAGAGAUAAACUUGAGAAGGAUUAUCAUAUUAAGAUAAUGAAAUUGAUUCGGCUAUGGACUGCGGAAGGAUUUGUGGAAGCGAAAGAAGGGAUGACUUCAGAAGAAGUUGCUGAAGGCUACCUUAAUGAGCUUGUUAAUAGAAGCUUGGUCCAAGUGGCAAUGAUAUGUUACGAUGGAAGGCUUAGAAGGUCUCGCAUCCAUGACCUUUUCCGUGAGAUUAUUAUUUCAAAGUCAAUAGAACAAAGCAUUGUAGCGAUCGUUAGUGAAGAAAACACAAGGUGGCCGGAAAAAGUUUUGGACCUGAGAGGUGCUUCUUUAGAGACAGUUCCAAAUGAAGUAGCCAAAUUAUUUCAUCUACGGUAUUUAAGCUUGAAGAGAAUUGACAUGAUAGGUGACAUGGCACAACUACUAGCACCGUUGCAGAAUAUGUCUGACGUUGCACCAAUGCUCACAUGUCAGAUUCACCACGUUAAAGGCAUAUGUGAGCGCAUGAUGACUACUGAUGGUGCGUAA
Molecule: messenger RNA, 1203 nt
Organism: Cornus florida
Lineage: Eukaryota; Viridiplantae; Streptophyta; Magnoliopsida; Cornales; Cornaceae
Product: disease resistance protein RPM1-like
Exons: 5
Coding region: 1-1203 (400 amino acids)
Biological process (GO): defense response to other organism
Molecular function (GO): ADP binding
Source: RefSeq, a predicted model, not a curated record